AGCCCCCCGUCCUGCUCCCUGCAGCACAACGCCCCCUGCUGGAAUGCCUGGAGAUUGCAGUGCCCUGCCCCCGUGCAUGUAUCUGUCCGUCUGCCCCUCCCCAGGUGGAGGAGAUCCGCGGCUGCAUAGAGAAGCUGUCAGAGGACGUGGAGCAGGUGAAGAAGCAGCACAGCGCCAUCCUGGCUGCUCCCAACCCAGACGAGAAGACCAAGCAGGAGCUGGAGGACCUCACGGCCGACAUCAAGAAGACGGCCAACAAGGUGCGCUCCAAGUUGAAAGCCAUCGAGCAGAGCAUUGAGCAGGAGGAGGGGCUGAACCGGUCCUCGGCUGACCUGCGGAUCCGUAAAACACAGGUAUCCCUCCGCCCUCCCCCCCACGACACAG
This is a messenger RNA of Chrysemys picta bellii (western painted turtle), 384 nucleotides long. The record is from RefSeq and is a predicted model, not a curated record. NCBI's taxonomy places the organism in Eukaryota, Metazoa, Chordata, Testudines, Emydidae.